Cotesia glomerata is the source of this 2867-nucleotide messenger RNA. RefSeq names its product PC4 and SFRS1-interacting protein (gene Jasper). Bases 243 to 1586 code for a protein of 447 amino acids. Gene Ontology annotation, biological process: regulation of transcription by RNA polymerase II. Gene Ontology annotation, cellular component: nucleus. Gene Ontology annotation, molecular function: double-stranded DNA binding; transcription coregulator activity. The record is from RefSeq and is a predicted model, not a curated record. NCBI's taxonomy places the organism in Eukaryota, Metazoa, Arthropoda, Insecta, Hymenoptera, Braconidae. The transcript is spliced from 9 exons.
AACGCGUCGUAUCGUAGCGCGUAUGUUUUUUUCUCGUGAUCCCCUUGCUCUUCUUACGUUUCCUCAACAAAUAUUACGAGGUUUAUUGUGCAAAUGGUUGCGCGUUCAAUAAACUCAAGUGUUUUUUGUAAAUUAAUAUAUUUUAACCAUUCAAUAAAUUCAUAAUAUUAAUCGAUAAAUUAUUUUUAUUAUUGACACGUAUUUAAUAAUUAUACUUUGUUAUAUUAAUAUCGUAAUUAAUAAUGGUUAAACUAGUGAAAAAAUUUGUUGUCGGUGACAAAGUAUUUGCUAAGGUUCGAGGUUAUCCGCCUUGGCCCGCUAAAAUUCGAAAAGUACCAGAGUCUAAUAAAAAAAACGGCAAAUACGAGGUUUACUUUUAUGGAACUGGUGAAAAGGGUGAAUGUACUCUUGAUAGAAUAUAUGAUUACCACGAGAAUAAGGAUAAAUAUGGUAAGCCUAGUAAAGCUAAAAAAUUUCUUGAGGGUAUGCAAGAGCUUGAACAAGACAUUGAUAAAGUUGAGGACAAAACUCCAACUAUAACUGAAACAAAAGAAGCUGUUGCUGAUGAAUCAGAUCAUGAAAAUAACCAAACGACAACUGAGCCCUCUGCAGCUGCUCAAUUAGACAGUGAUGUAGAAUCAACAUUGGUAAUUGAUGAGAGUGAUAAAAAGAAAUCGUUGAAACGUAAAACAAUACUCAAUACAUCAAAUUCUACCGAGACGCCAGAAACAAAAAAGAAACGUGGUCGUAAAGCGUUAACAACUCCUGUGACAGAAGCAGGGAAUGAGUCUCAAGGUGAAGAAACUUCUGGAAAAGAAGUUGUUAGUCGUAGUGGCCGAAAAAUAAAACCUAAACGUUUUGCCGAUUUUUCAGCCGAUGAUGAAUAUGAUUUAGAUACUAUCGGACGAGGAAGACCGAAAGUUAAACACGAAGAGCCUAACGAAAACGUAUCGACUCAGUCUAAUGCUAAAAAAAGAAUGAGCAUAGAAAAAGACGAUAAAAAGCUUAUAAUCAAUGAAAAUUUGAAUCAAAGUGAAAAAACUAAGCGGUUACGUACGGAAAGUCAAUUGAUAGAAUUAAAUAAUCAAAUAAAGUCAUACUUGUCUUUAGAACAAGCAGACACUGACAAAUGUCUCCGAGCAAUGGACGAUGUACUCGGUCUUACAAUAGAUUCGUUAAUGCUUAAGAAACAUUCUAAUGUUGUUGAAACUGUAAAAAGGUUACGAAGAUAUAUUGGUAAUUUAUCAGAGUGGUCGCUUUCUGAAGAAGCUGUUAAAAAUUUUAAACAAAAAGCUCAACAAAUAAGGGAGAAAGCUGAUGAAAUGUAUAAUAAGUUCAAAACGCUGUUCAUUAUUCCGGAUGGUAAGUCGUUUUGGCAGACAUUUAGUGAGCAAGUUACACAGUUUAAAGAAGUUACGAAAAAUAUGUCUGAGCCCACAAUAUUUGGACUCUUGGUUGAUCCGACGAAUCUCGAGUCUGCAAAUGCCAAUGAUGUAUUGUCUGGUGAUGACGGAGUUACACAAAAUGAUGUCGUAGCUAAAGGAGAUUUAUCGACUGAUGAGACAUCAUCUCCAAUCUCCAAGUAACAUUCAUCAAUAAAUUAAUAAUAAAAAUAAAAAUAAAUAAUUUAAUAAAAUACAUCAUCUCCGCCAUUACCAAAUCGUUAUUAAAAUGAAGUCUUCAAGUUGUCUAAGAUAAAUAAAUAUGUUUAUAUAUUAAUUAAAACAAUUCAUUCAUGCUGUUUAUUUAACUCGAAUUACUUUUUAUUAUCAUUUAUAAUUAAAAACAAAAUUUUUAAUAUCGGUGUUCAUUUAUCUUUGAUAACUAAGUGACAUUUGUUUCAAUGACAGUUAAGCGGCGUAACACCAUUAGUUGAGCGACAAAUGCACAAUUUUAUUGGUGGAAUAAUUGAAUUUAUAUAUAUGAUAAUUAUAAUAAUAAUAAUAAUUUAAAUGAAUGAAUAAAAUAAAUAAGCGCGUGAUUUUUAGUAAGAGAUUAUAAAUAUUUUACCAACUUUAUUUACUCCAGUUGCUUCUUUAUAUAUACAUAAGAAGUCUUCGUUAUCAACGACUUACUUUAUUUUAAAUAUAUUAAAUAAUUAUUUCUUUCACUAUCUUCAGCUAGCAAUAGAUUUUUUUUUUUUAAAUAAUUUUUCACGUAGUUUAAGUCAGAUAUAAUGAUUGAUAUUUAUUUGGUUUAUUACGCAACUAAAUAAUAUUUCAUUAUUUCAUACUCGUCGUUACAUUAGAUUUUCAUUUAGUUAAGUUCUUUUUUUGUAACAUUAAUGUUUAGUGAAUGAAUCGAACACUAUAGUUACAAGUAAUAAUUAACGAGAUAUUAAAAAUAUUCACUAUUUCAUAUUCAGUUGUUGAUUAUUAGCAGUUCAUGAUAUGAUGAUGAACAAGAAAAUAAAUCAUUAGAAUUUUAAGAGUUCUUCUUAUGAUAGACUAUUACGUGUAAAUAAAUACUAAUGUUCAGUUUUUUAACUCAAGUAAGCAAUAAUAAUUUUUUUUUUCAGGCACGACUUAUUAAAAAAUAAUUUUAACUUUGUAAAAAAAAAAGAGUAUAAAAAUUAUAUUGAUAAAAUUUUGUUUUAUUUCUGAUUUAAUUUAGGCAUGUAAAGAUAAUUGUUAUCGAAAUUUAUAUAAAUAAAAAUUUUAAAUUUAAAUAAUAGGUAUGAAAAUUUUAUACAAUGAGUAUGAAAAUGAAGUGAAGAUAAAAAUAAAUUUAAUUAUAUUUUUGGUAUCAAACAAAAUUACUUUGUAUUAAAAAAAAAAAAAAAAGAAAAAAAAAACAAAAUAACUAUAACUGAUGAUUGUAAUGACUUACAUUUAAGCUUCAAUAAAAUAAUUUAUAACUUGAAAUUA